GGUAUCCGACUAGUAGGGAUACGCGCGUAGUUACCUCGGCUCAACCAACAACACACAACUGCUGUCUGAUUUUACGUUUUGUGAAAUUACAUGUGUUUCUCGAUGUCCAAAACUCAAAAUGUCUCAACAAGGAGCAGCAUUGCAAUCAUACAAUAAUGAACUCGUAAAAUGCAUCGAGGAGCUCUGUACAAAGCGUGACGACCUCCACAAGCAGAUUGUGGCCGAGGAGGACGAGAAGCAGAAAAUCCAGGCCGACCUGCGCAUUCUGACUGAGAAGCUGACGAAGGUCAACGAGAGCUUGGCCAAAAAGAUUGCCACCAGGAACGAGUACGACAAGACGAUCGCCGAGACAGAGGCAGCCUACAUGAAGAUCAUUGAAAGUUCCCACUCGCUGCUCAACGUCUUGCAAAGAGAAGCGUCAGUCUUGAAGGACAAGGGGGUGCCCGGGUUUGCCAACGCCCCCUCCACAUAACCCCAACAAGUGCUGUGUUGGCCAAGCAGCAACAGACAUUGUGCACAGCGUUUGACGAGGGAAUUUCAAUCAAGCUGAGUCUUGCAAAAGUAUAUUAAGUAUGCUUCGACUGGGGAGUGAUAUUUACCGUCUUAUAGAGUUCGAGAAGCUGGCGUCAGCGAAUGACGCUGUGAGUGGGUCAGCAGUCCGUAAUAGGCUGCUUGGGCUACCCGGAUUUGAACCCAUGACUAAAAAAUGAAGAUCGUCUUCAUGGCCUUGCUGACUUGCCCAAGCCCACCAGAACGGGGACUCAUUCCCAAAUCGGGUUUUUUGGUUUUUUUUCAUUUCAGCAGUUAAAGUGUGAUAGCGCCCUCUUUUGUCAGGCAGUUUACAGUGUUUGAACUAUGUGCCCCUGGUGACAUUGUGUCUGGUCACGGUUGACUGGUCCAUUCAAAGUCUGCAUUCCUUUCCCACACAAGGGGUUUGGAUUGGAAUGCAAAAACCGAUACAGUGUGGUAAAUUUGUAUCCUUUUUUUCCCCCAAAAUCCUUUUUUUUUGGGGUGGAGGGGAAAUGGAGGAUUUAAGUAGGUAGGAGUGAGGGAUUAGGAGAUUAUCAAAUUUAUAAUCUUUCAUCUUAGUCAUAGGAUCUACAGUGAGGAAAAAAAGUGAAAAGAAUCAGUGAUGUCAAGUGUACUUUCGCCAACUCAGUUUCCGGAAUGGAAGAUGAGACAGCCCAUCUGGAAUCUGACAACUACACCGAGUGUCAUAACUGAAAAGAUUCACAAUUGUUUAUAUUUAAAAAUUCCAGUAAUAUUAGAGUCGAUCGCAAAUCAGAGAAGCUCUCUAUGAAAAAAUUAAAUGGUCUCUUUGAGAACAAGAGAUAUCUGUACAUUUCCCAGUUGCUGUUUGCAUUGAAACGAAUUAGCCCCAUUUAUGAGGUGUCACAAUUUAUGCCCAACAAUCUGUCUUAUUUCUCGGGAUAUUUCUUUUCACAAUGUAAACUUCCAAAGAUAUUAUUUUCCAAAUUGUAUUAGUUGAUUUUUCAAAUUGUAUAUAUAUUUAUAUUGCAAGCAACUUUGCCUAAAAGUGAUGUUUUGUAUGGCACUGUGAAAGUUGUUUGUUAAAUACUUUGUCCGGGAAUAAUAAUUUUUUGGCCUUACAUGUAUAAGCCGCUUCUUUAAUUAAUCAGAGAAAAAUCGUACAGGUUCCAAACUUCCAUACAACGGACAAAAUGCCGCACAUACCUUUGUCCUAUUUGUACAAUGUUAAGUAAUAAAGUCCAAGAAGGAAUUGGAGCUGUUAUUUU
Molecule: messenger RNA, 1757 nt
Organism: Acanthaster planci (crown-of-thorns starfish)
Lineage: Eukaryota; Metazoa; Echinodermata; Asteroidea; Valvatida; Acanthasteridae
Product: microtubule nucleation factor SSNA1-like
Cellular component (GO): centrosome; ciliary basal body
Source: RefSeq, a predicted model, not a curated record